CUUUGUUUAGCUCGCUUUGCUAACGGAAGCGCGCGGUGCUCCCCCGGCCCUCGACUCUCGAUUAAUUGCGACGCUUAAUUGGGUUCACGACGACGCGCGUUUUGCUGGACGUGUUUGCUGAGCGUUAUUUGUCGCCGCGGGAAUGUACGUUAGCCCGCACGCUAACGACCUGCUAUGCUAACGUUAGCAUAACAAAGCGACGCAGGACCGCGGGACAGUUGAUAUGGAAGAGCCUCCCAGCGACUCGGAUGGUUUACAGCCUCAGGAUCUGUCCUCCGCCUGCAGCCUCCCGAACCUCUUCGAUCUGACGCGGAACGCCGAGGAAUGCCUUCUGAAAGCCAAUCCCCUCGACACCUUGCAUGUCGUCCAGACGCCGGGCUGGUUCGUCAAUCCCGGGACCAGCAAUGGGAUACUGCUUCCGGAAACCGACUCCGAUCCGCUUCCGCUUCCCGCAGACCAGAUCCAACCGGAUAACGCUUUUUCCAACACGACCGUCACGCUCUCCUACGUGAGCCGGUCGCAUGUCUUCUCCGAGCAUUCCCCGAUCUACGGCGUCCCUUCGUUGAGCAAGGCGUUCGCGCUGCAUCCCGCCGCGUAUGAAGCCGGAAAGCUGGUGACGGACGCCGGAGACGCCGGGCUUUCAGUGGACCAACACUGUCUCCAGCAGGUGUCCGUCCCGGUCGGACUCGCGGCCUGCGAUCAGUUCGGCUUCAUGUCGCCGGCGCAGGUCGUGGAAAACGUGGCGGCGUUCUGCUACCUCCAGCAACCUCCGGAUAUCCAAGAUGUGGAAAACCUGGCUUUGGAAACGCUCAAAUCUUUGCAAGCCGAUCCCGGCGAGUGCAGGUUCCCCAUCAGCGUGGAUGAGCUUCAGAACGGAGCUGUGAACGGCCUGUGGAACGUCGGCCCCUUCGAGGGAGGAUUUCCGGAGGUUGCCGGCUCCAACACGGACGUUUUGCACCGAAACGCCAAUCCAGAGCUGGUCUUUCUCAUCUCCCGGUCCGAGGAUCCGGUGGUUUUACCGAACGACGGCUUUGCCAUUUCGUUAAACCAAGACUUCAUCAGUCCGCUGGAUCCCGAGUCUCCGUCGGCGGAGCAAAUCGAGGACGUUUUUGCCUUGCCGCAAACCGCGACUUCUCCAAGCGGAGCAAAGCAAAAAGAGGAGCUUGAUUCUACGAUGCCAGCUCGGACGGAAUUGCCCGAAACACCGACCGGGAAAACCGACCAAACGUGCAACACCGAGUGCGUGCAUGUCAACGAUGCGUCUGCGGAGCAAACCGACGCGGAUGCAUUCGAAACGAGCAACGAUUUGCCGUGCGGCGGCGGUUCGCCCGUGCUUGAGAGGAAGAGACUGCCUCCGAGAGCCAGGCGAGGCGUGAGAUUGGGAGCCAUUGUUCAAGACAUCCAUCCCAUCAGGAGCCGCGUGUGUAAAAGGAAAGUCCAGAAGAGCAAGUGCAAGAAAAAGGUGCGCGGUGUAAAGACGACGACGAAAAAGAAAGAAGAAAUCAGACGUUCAAGCAGACGUAAAUCUACCUCAGCUUCGGCGAAGACGUUAGAUGCAUUUGUUAAACGCACAAAGAAGAAGAUGAUGAGGAAGCUGCAUUCGGUGCCGGUCAAGCAUCAAAAACCGCUACCGGCUCAAAGAGGCCUGAAGAAAUCCGCCAAACGGAAGAGAAAGAAACACAAAGCCGGCCACGCGCCGAUUUUCUCGCCACAGGAGCCGGAGAUCAAACUCAAAUGUCUGAAGCACAAGGAGGAGAAGAAGGACGCGCGGGAUGAGAGCUUCGCUCCUUACGUGCGCAUGCAAGACUUCCCCGUCUGUACGGUGGUCAACUACCCCGAGGACGGCGCCCGGAUCGAACGGGGGAAGCGGCGGGCGUUUGCAGGGUUUGCGUCGGGUGUGACGCCGGCGACGCCCGGGUUGCAGUACGGUCGGGUCUGUGCGGAUGUCGCCCAGAGGGAUGUCCUGGUCUGCUGUCUCUGCGGCGGGUCGGCCAACGCCAUGGACCUCGGAGACUUGCAUGGCCCGUAUUACCCUGAAGGUUUCAAAUCGGCCUCUAAAGCGGCUUGUAAUCCGCAGGAAGAGGAUAAUAGCGACUCGGACUCAACCGUUAGAGGGAAACGCCUUGCUCCGGGCGGAUGGAGCGAGUCUCUUUGGACCAGCGAUAGCGAGUUGUCCAACAGCCCUUCGUCUAAGAGACCCAGGAUGGACGGCGACGCCACCGAUUGGUUCAGUCCUCCGGUGGUUCCUCUCGAUUGUAACGAGCACUGGCUCCACGAGGACUGCGCGAUAUGGUCCGCCGGCGUCUUUCUGGUUCGGGGAAAGCUGCACGGGCUGGAGAAUGCGGUCAGGUUGGCGAAAGCGUCGGUCUGCUCGACGUGUCAAAGACGAGGAGCGACGCUAGGCUGCGUUUUCAAAGGGUGCCCCAACAAAUACCACUACACGUGUGCACUGCAGUCCGGUUGCGUAUUAAACGAGGAUAAUUUCUCAAUGAAAUGCAGAAAGCACAAGAACAAGUCCAUCAAAGGAUCAUCACAUGGUCCAAUCAACAGGUGACACAGGAGAAAGAGGACGCUACGCAAGAGCGCUCUUGAUCUCUAACCGCAGUGUUCCUGUGAGCGCCGGCCGAGGACCUUCAGGCAGAGCGGGACGACACCCACUGCUGGUAACACGGUCACUAUCACGCUAAUGGCACUGUGAGACGCACACUAAAGAUUCGACUGUGGGGAAAUCAGAGAGAGUCGCACAUUUCAGAGCAAAUAUAUGCGCUCGUCUUAUUAGCCGAUAUGAUUUGAUCAUGUGAUUGUCAUAUUUACAUUUUGCCGCUUUUUUUAUUUUUUUGGAAAUGCUUAUCAGUGCUUUUGUUCUUAAUUUAUGAAAUGAAUUUUAUCAACUGAAUUUUAAAUGUAGUGCUCACCGAAAUGUAAAUGCAUCUUUAUCUAUCGCGCAUCUAACGUUUUAUAUUCCUUUGGCAUCUAAAAUCAUUAAUCUCAUCAAAAAGACAUGCUUUUCUUUAAAUGACACGUAUGAGUGUACUGUUCAUUAUGUUUAAAUGCACACACAUGCAUGCACAUAUUUAAAAAAAAGUUAUGUUUAUACAUUAAGUAUAUUUUUAUAUAAUAUAAAUUGUAUUAUUAUAUAAAUAAAUUUAAAAACUAUAUAAUA
Messenger RNA from Puntigrus tetrazona (Sumatra barb), 3163 nucleotides. RefSeq lists its product as uncharacterized. The coding region runs from base 224 to 2554 and encodes 776 amino acids. The record is from RefSeq and is a predicted model, not a curated record. The transcript has 6 exons. NCBI's taxonomy places the organism in Eukaryota, Metazoa, Chordata, Actinopteri, Cypriniformes, Cyprinidae. Gene Ontology annotation, cellular component: nucleus. Gene Ontology annotation, biological process: regulation of transcription by RNA polymerase II.